Messenger RNA from Microcebus murinus (gray mouse lemur), 3171 nucleotides. Lineage: Eukaryota; Metazoa; Chordata; Mammalia; Primates; Cheirogaleidae. The record is from RefSeq and is a predicted model, not a curated record.
UAAGAGAGAAUUCUUUAGAAUUCUGCAAACAAUAACUUUGUGUUAAUGACCUUAAUUAUUUAUUGUUUUAUAAGUUACUGUAGUGUUUAAUUACUUUUUUGUUUGUUUAAGAGAUUGGGUCUUGCUCUGACAUGCAGGCUAGAGUGCAAUGAUGCAAUAAUAGUUCAUUGCAGCCUUGAACUUCUUGUCUCAAAUGAUCUUCUGGUCAGAUCCCAAAGUGCUUGAGAUUCCAGGUGGGAGUCAUUGUGUCCAUCUUAAUUAAUUUUUAUUAUGAUUUUCAGAUGAUGAUUUUUCAGUAUGUGUUAUGAAAUAUAACUCAAAUGCAUCACUUGUUAAUGUCACAAAAUGCCUGUUUUGUGUUGGCAUAGUGAAUUUUACGAUAUCUCUCCUAAAUGUGUGGUCAAGGAAUUACCCCCAACAGGGAAAAGUAGUAGAGAAGUAUUCCACACAGUGAUGUUGGAAAGACAUGAAAGCCAUCCCAUUGGAGAUUUUUGCUUCAGAGAAAUUCAGAAAAAUAUUCAUGACUUUGAAUUUCAGUGGAGAGAUGAUGAAACAAAUUACAGUGCUGUGCCUUUGACAAAGAACGAAAAUUUUACCGGUAGUAGAAAACAAUGUGAUAGAAAGGAUGCUGGAAACAAGGCUAUUAAAAAUCAGCUUGGAUCACGCUUUCAGUCACAUACACCUGAACUGCAUGUAUUUCAAACUGAAGAGAAAAUUGGUAAUCAAAUGGAGAUGUCUAUCAACAGUGGUUCCUUAGGUUCAACAUCCCAAGGGAUUUCUUGUAGGCUAAAAACCCAUACUUUUAAUCAAUAUGGGAAUGAUUUCUUCUAUUCUUCCUUAUUCACACAAAACCAGAAAGUACACCAUAGAGAAAAGCCUUACAAAUAUAAUGAGUGUGGCAAAUCCUUCAGUUAUGGCUCACAUUUCAGUAUACAUCAGACCAUUCAUUCUGGAGAAGAACAAUAUAAAUGUGAUGUAUGUGGUAAGGUCUUUAAUCAUAAAUCAAACUUUGCACGUCAUGGUAGAGUUCAUACUGGAGAAAAACCAUAUAAAUGUAAGGAAUGUGACAAAGUUUUCAGUCGUUACUCACACCUUAAAAGUCAUUGGAGAAUUCACACUGGAGAGAAACCUUACAAAUGUAAGCAAUGUGACAAAGUUUUCAGACGUGAUUCACACCUUUCACAACAUUGGAGAACUCAUACUGGAGAGAAACCUUACAAAUGUAAUGAGUGUGGGAAAGCCUUUAGUACACGGUCCACACUUACUAACCAUCAGUUAAUCCAUAGUGGAGAGAAACCUUAUAAAUGUAAUGAAUGUGGAAAAGUCUUCAGUCAAGCAGCAAAUCUUGCCAGUCAUCGGAGAAUUCAUAAUGCAGAGAAUCCUUACAAGUGUAAUGAAUGUGGCAAGCUCUUUAGUCAGCCUGCAAAUCUUGCAAGUCAUCAGAGAAUUCAUACUGGAGAGAAACCAUACAAGUGUAAUGAAUGUGGCAAAGUGUUUAGUCAUCCCACAACCCUUGCAAAUCACUGGAGAAUUCAUACUGGAGAGAAACCGUAUAAGUGUAAUGAAUGUGGCAAGGUAUUCAGUAGAACUGCAACUCUUUCAAAUCAUCGGAGAAUUCAUACUGGAGAGAAACCUUACAAAUGUAAUAUAUGUGGCAAGGUCUUCAGUCAAGCUUCACACCUUGGAAAACAUUGGAGAAUUCAUACUGGAGAGAAACCUUACAAAUGUAAUAAAUGUGGCAAAGGCUUUACUCAAACUUCACACCUCACAUUACAUCGUAGAAUUCAUACUGGAGAGAAACCUUACAAAUGUAAUGAAUGUGGCAAAGCCUUUAGUGUGCAUUCAAACCUCACUAGACAUCAGAUAAUCCAUGUUGGAGAGACACCUUUGUAAUGAGUGUGGUAUUUUCUUCAGUCACAAUUCAUUUCUUACACAAUAUCCGAGAAUUCAUUUUUAAGAUACUCCUUACAAAUGCAAUGAGUACAGCAAACUCUUCAACUUGAGGUCAAGCAUUAAUUGACAUUACAGCAUCCAUAUUAAGAAUAUAUGGUAUAACUAAUGCAUGUUGUGAACCAUUUAUACUGGCCACAGUUCAGCAGACAACAAAGUAUACAUCUUUGAUGAAACCAUACAAUUGUAACAUGCAUUCUGAGGUUAUUACCCACAUAAUGAAAACUGUAGACCAUCAUAGGAUAUGUGAGGAAUAAUUCAGUGUCAUGAUUAAUCUUUCAGACUACAUACUGCAGAACAGUUAAAAGUCAAAAUAUGUUACAAUCUGAGAUAUCAAAGGGACCAGGAAUUUUGGAAAUGGCCAGUUUUCUUUGGGUUAUAUUCAGUUAUUUGAGGUUUAUUGAAAAGGGUACAUUACUGUUUAUGACUUUCAUCCUGAACUUGAAAUGUGUUUAUGUUGUACAUUCUUACAUGCUUUGAUGGUGGUCUCUGGAUAAGAAAUUAAUAAUAUGAAUGGACUUAUUUCAUUAGAUGAAGAUCAUUUCUAUCUAAGUUUCUUGAAGAAAGACUCUACUCUUUAUAAUUAGAUGUCUGAAUGAGCAUUUGGGAGAGGCUGAAAACAAUGUAAAACUACGAUGUCAUUCAUCAUGCUCUUUGUUUCCAGGGUGCCUUUCUCCUGACUGGAGGGCACUGUGGGAUAAAAGGAAAAAAAUACUUACCAACUGAACCAUACAUAGAGCAGGCCAAGACCUUAGGGCAUGAGGAUUUAAUAGGUUAUUAGGGACUUAUUGUGUGGUACAAAUAAUGCAGGGGAAAUGAUGGCCACCCGAGGAAGUAUUAGUUUUAUUUUUAAAAUUGAAAAUAACACUUGUCAGAGGGGAGAGUUUAAUCAAAAGUACCAGUAUAGUAUGCCUCUUGAGUAGGAUUCACAUUGUUCUCCUGAUACUACAUUUUGCCAUUGAUUGAUUCAGAGUGUGCUAUUGGUCCCAUUUUAAUUAAUGGAAUUUAAUCUUUUUUCUAUAACUGUGAGUCACAUUUUUAUUUUAUUUACUUUUUCUUUUUUUAAAAAAACUUUCCUCAAAGGUUCUGCUUGAGAGUCACAUUAUUUUUACGAACAUAAUACUACCUUAGUAGGAUACUUCAUAAGAAGUAAUAAAAAUGCAUCAAAACCAGCCUGAGCAAGACCCUGUCUCUACCAAAAUAUAGAAAGAAAUUAAUUGA